ACGUUUUAUGAAUGAAUGGCAAUUGAAGCUAGCUAACAUUAGCUUUAGUCACCAACACGUUAUAAGUUAACGAUAGUGGAUAGUUCCGUUUCUAACUUGUGUAACUCCCAUCACAAAGUAAUACUGUGCUCCCCCCUCAGAGUAUGAGACAUGGACGGUCAUAAAAUAACCAAAGUGGUCCUGCUGGCCUGCGGGUCCUUCAACCCUGUGACUAACAUGCACCUGAGGAUGUUUGAACUGGCCCGAGACCAUCUGGAGGACACAGGUCUGUACAGGGUGGUGAAGGGCAUCAUCUCUCCGGUGGGCGAUGCCUAUAAGAAGAAGGGUUUGAUCGAGGCCUGCCAUCGUCUGGAGAUGGCCAGAUUGUCCACAGAGAACUCCGACUGGAUCACGGUUGAUUCGUGGGAAAGCUUGCAGCCAGAGUGGGUGGAGACAGCCAAAGUCGUUCGGCAUCACUAUGACCAACUGCAGCCAGCAGAGCAGACCGACGAUGACGUGGACACGGUCAAGUAUGCAAAAAAGAGACGCGCAGAGAAGCCAUCUCAUCGCACAAAGAGAGGCGGCCCUCAUCUAAUGUUGCUGUGCGGGGCUGAUGUCCUCGAGUCCUUUGGGGUACCGAACCUGUGGAAGCAGGACGACAUCGCUGCGAUCGUGGGCCGCUACGGUUUGGUCUGCAUCACCCGCAGCGGCAGCGACCCCCACAAGUUCAUCCACGGAUCAGACAUGCUGUGGAAGUAUCGCAAGAACAUCCACGUGGUCCACGAAUGGGUGACCAACGAGAUCUCCGCCACUCACGUGCGGCAGUCGCUUCGGCGGGGUCGCAGCGUCCGGUACCUGCUGCCGGACGCCGUGGUUCGUUACAUACAAGAGCAGGGCCUCUACACCGCCGAGAGCGAGCAGAAAAACGCCGACGUGAUUCUAGCCCCCCUUCAGAGAUACUCUGGUGCCUCCACAAGCUGAGGAAGAUAUGAGUGGAGCUGCUUUGUUUCACAGUGAGAGCUCCCACCAGUGCCUUCUGGAAAAUCAGCAGUUCUUUCUAGACAUGGGUGUUUUUUAAUGAGACAAAUCUACCACUUUUCUGAGCAAAGUGAUUUAGUAACAAUUGAUUAUUGUGUGUGUGUGUGUGUGUGUGUGUGUGUGUGUGUGUGUGUGUGUGUGUGUGUGUGUGUGUGUGUGUGUGUGUGUGUGUGUGUGUGUGUGGAAAAUUACAAUAUAAAGAAACCGCACAACUGCGUGGAAAAUCAUCCAAACGUCAUUGCUACUGUAGAAAUAAUCGGGUGUGUGAUUAUUGAGCUAUUGGUUUGCAAGUAUUUUGCCAAAUUAAAUAACUCAUUGAAUACUUUACCACAGUUUACACAGACGUUGUUGCAGUAAAACAUUGAAACACUACCCUAAAGACGAGCAGGACUGAUUGAAAUGUUGAUUUAUUCAAACAUCGACAGAUAUAGUAGAUACAGGCAGCAUUGUGGAGACAAAAAAACAAACAUGAAUUUGUGCCAAUACACAUCUUUGAAAGCAGGCUUCUCUGCAUCGUUUCCUUUUGACAGUGCGAGAUUCAAGCAAUCAGUUUGGAACGUGUAUUGCCAAACGGUCCGUGGGUGGGGAACUUUGAGUGGCAGUGUUUUGAAAAGGAUAACAGGUGACUUUACGUCACAGAGAACUGUGUGCAUCGUGUUGCAAAAUGUGCCAUGUUGAAUAAUGACAAUAAUUGUGCUUUGUGUCACAUCACUGUGUUGGAUUGAAAACUAUCGCGGAGUCCUGAAAAUGAAGGAGGGAUUAGCAAUGUCUGGAGCUGAAAUAAACAACACCUCUUUGACUCUCACAUCGGGAGCUUUUUAUUGCUCUUCCGAGAAACUCAGUAAAGGAAGUGCAACCUUUUCUGUCAUUAAAAUGCUGUUUGUCUGCUGGGGGUUAAUUAUCUUUCAGCUCAUCGUCACUGAUGGAAUAUGAUUAAAAUAAAGAAAUCCUACUUCUGAA
Gasterosteus aculeatus aculeatus (three-spined stickleback) is the source of this 1977-nucleotide messenger RNA. It is a transcript of the gene nmnat1, whose product is annotated as nicotinamide nucleotide adenylyltransferase 1. Gene Ontology annotation, molecular function: nicotinamide-nucleotide adenylyltransferase activity; nicotinate-nucleotide adenylyltransferase activity. The record is from RefSeq and is a predicted model, not a curated record. Gene Ontology annotation, biological process: NAD+ biosynthetic process. Lineage: Eukaryota; Metazoa; Chordata; Actinopteri; Perciformes; Gasterosteidae. Gene Ontology annotation, cellular component: nucleus.